Arachis stenosperma is the source of this 962-nucleotide messenger RNA. RefSeq names its product protein YABBY 4-like. The coding region runs from base 22 to 684 and encodes 220 amino acids. The record is from RefSeq and is a predicted model, not a curated record. The transcript has 7 exons. Gene Ontology annotation, biological process: abaxial cell fate specification; cell fate commitment; polarity specification of adaxial/abaxial axis. Gene Ontology annotation, cellular component: nucleus. Lineage: Eukaryota; Viridiplantae; Streptophyta; Magnoliopsida; Fabales; Fabaceae.
CACUUUUUUACUUAAUUGAAGAUGUCAUCAUCCUCCUCCUCUUCUUCUUCUUCAACUACAUUAUCACUGGACCACAUCCCUCCUUCCGAACAGCUUUGUUAUGUUCACUGCAACAUUUGUGACACUGUCCUUGCUGUGAGUGUUCCCUGCACAAGCUUGUUCAAGACGGUGACGGUGCGAUGCGGCCAUUGCACCAAUCUGCUGCCGGUGAACAUGCGAGGCCUUCUUCUUCCAUCGCCCAAUCAAUUCCAUUUCGGACACUCUUUCUUCUCCCCAACUCAUAACCUUCUGGAGGAGAUUCCGAAUCCAUCCCCAAAUUUCUUCAUGAACCAGACAAACACACCAAAUGAAUUCUCCAUGCCUACUAGGACUGUUGUUGAUGAGCUUCCACGCCCACCUAUCAUAAACAGACCUCCUGAGAAGAGACAGAGAGUCCCAUCCGCUUACAACCGCUUCAUUAAGGACGAGAUCCAACGCAUUAAGUCUGUCAAUCCUGAUAUAACCCACAGAGAGGCCUUCAGUGCAGCUGCCAAGAAUUGGGCCCACUUCCCACACAUUCACUUUGGUCUCAUGCCUGAUCAGACUGUGAAGAAGACAAACGUGCGCCAGCAGGAAGGAGAAGAGGUUCUGAUGAAAGAUGCUGGGUUUUAUGCUUCGGCUAAUGUUGGUGUUUCACCCUACUGAUUCAGCUAGCUAUAGCACUAUGAUGUGACUUUUCUCUUUUAAGUUAAUGCAAAAGUGAAAAUUCUCCGAUGGAAUCCAUCAUCAACGUAACCCUUUCAAGUUCAUUGGCGGAACUUUGAUUCCUUUAGGUUAUAUAUGUAUGCACCUAUUAUUGUAGCUGAUAAUGAUGAUGAUGAUGAUGGUUUAUGUUGAUAAGUUGAUAACCAAGGACUAAGCUAGUUAGUACUAGCUCUUUUGGAAUUGUUUCAUGCCUGUUGUUCGUAGUAGACCUUGUUAUU